AUGUUACACAAGAAUGCAGACUUACACCCAGUAGACAAACUUGGUUGCACCAGUCUAACUCUUACGAUUGGCCUCACAGACACCUACGUGAAGACCUAUCUGAAGGACGGUGAUCGCCGCAUACAGAAGCGCAAGACCCGGGUGACGCGCCAUUCCCAGGAGCCCCAAUACAACCAGACGCUCCGCUACGCCGCCAGUGAUGCCCUCGGUCGGUCCCUGCUGGUGAUGGUGUGGGAGCGGCAGCGGGGCUUCGAGCACAACAUCGGCAUGGGUGUGGCGGAGAUCAACCUGUCUAAGCUGGAGCGGGGCCACAAGACGCAGCACGGGUGGUACCGCCUCCUGCCAGUCAGCAGCGUAGUGCGGGUCGACUCGGAUUCCGGAGACAGCGUGCGCUAG
Scylla paramamosain (green mud crab) is the source of this 396-nucleotide messenger RNA. RefSeq names its product regulating synaptic membrane exocytosis protein 4-like. Gene Ontology annotation, biological process: positive regulation of synaptic transmission; regulation of membrane potential; regulation of synaptic plasticity. The record is from RefSeq and is a predicted model, not a curated record. NCBI's taxonomy places the organism in Eukaryota, Metazoa, Arthropoda, Malacostraca, Decapoda, Portunidae. The coding region runs from base 1 to 396 and encodes 131 amino acids. Gene Ontology annotation, molecular function: small GTPase binding; transmembrane transporter binding. The transcript has a single exon. Gene Ontology annotation, cellular component: cytoskeleton of presynaptic active zone; presynaptic membrane.